Molecule: messenger RNA, 2384 nt
Organism: Sardina pilchardus (European sardine)
Lineage: Eukaryota; Metazoa; Chordata; Actinopteri; Clupeiformes; Clupeidae
Product: phosphatidylinositol 4-phosphate 5-kinase-like protein 1
Exons: 10
Coding region: 98-1606 (502 amino acids)
Biological process (GO): phosphatidylinositol phosphate biosynthetic process
Cellular component (GO): plasma membrane
Molecular function (GO): 1-phosphatidylinositol-4-phosphate 5-kinase activity
Source: RefSeq, a predicted model, not a curated record
UGCGGCAGUAGAACACACACGCAUCCGCGCUGUAUUGACAGACAUUCAGGAUUAUUCGGAUCAAAAAGAACAGAACGCCACGCCGACAGGUCCUUAGAUGGAGAGGCCGAAGAAGCAGAAGAAACAGCGGCGCUCGGGCACCGUUGGGAGGCGGCUGUGGGCUCGCCUGACGCGCCGCUGGAGACUGCUGGGGCUCUUCGAGAUCGGCGAGGAUCACGAGUUCUACAGCCUGACUGCCAUGAUGAGAGAGGGCCUCUCAGCUGCACUGGAGUCCGCCCCUGAGCAGCCCACACAGACUGAGCUGACCGAAGAGGACUAUAACAAGGAAGAGUGUCAGGUGCAUGAGGGCUUUGAGAUGCAGACGUUUGCGGGCGCUGUGUUUGCCAGCCUGCGGCGUGCGCUGGGCAUCAGUGAGCAGGAGUACCAGGCGUCGCUCUCCACCGACGGCUACCUGCAGUUCAUCAGCAACUCCAAGAGCAAGGCAGACUUCUUCCUCACGAAUGAUAAAUGUUACUUCCUGAAGACCCAGAAUAAACGUGAGGUGAAGUUCCUCCUGUCUAACUUGAGGAAAUACAUGGAGCACCUGGAGAAGUAUCCUCACUCACUGAUGGUGCGGUUCCUAGGUGUGCACCGCAUCAUCAUUCAUGGUGACGUCAAGAAAUAUUUCAUCGUGAUGCAGAGCGUCUUCUACCCAGAUGAGAGGAUAACAGCCAGAUAUGACGUGAAGGGCUGUGAGGUGGGCCGCUGGACCAACCCCCCCGCCGGAGACACACAGCGCAUCGUGGUGCUCAAGGACAUGAACUUUGAGGGACAACACAUCAACCUGGGUGAGCACCGGUCCUGGCUGGUGCGGCAGGUGCAGCUGGACUCUGAGUUCCUGCACAGCCUGAACGUUCUGGACUACAGCGUCCUGCUGGCCCAUCAGCCGCUGCACCGGGACGAGAUGGACCAGAACCACCACCUCGCCACGCUCGUCCUGCGCACCACCAUAUCUGUGGAUAUAGACACAGACGCUACUGAGCACGAGCCUCCAAAGAUCCCCAGUACUGUGCUGGAGGAGGACGCAGCCCUGCUGCAGUCGGACCCAUCAGGGAGCCCGGCCCGGACCCUAGCAGAACCGGCGCAGACCCUAGCAGAACCGGCCCGGACCCUAGCAGAACCGGCGCGGACCCUAGCAGAACCGGCGCAAACCCUAGCAGAACCGGCGCAAACCCUAGCAGAACCGGCCCAGACCCUAGCAGAACCGGCGCAGACCCUAGCAGAACCGGCCCAGACCCUAGCGGAACCGGCGCAGACCCUAGCAGAAGACCCGGUCAGCGGAAUCCCCCUACAGGAACUUCCCCACCGGCACUCCGCAGAACUUCAGGAGUUCCAUGAGCAGAACCGCAGGCUUCUGCCGGAUUUCAAGAACCCGGUGCACGUGGUGGACGGCCCUGAGCUGCGCUACUUUGUGGGCGUGGUGGACGUCUUCACCGUGUACGGACUGAAGAAGAGGCUGGAGAACCUGUGGAAGAGAAUCCGGUUCCCCGGCAGGGCGUUCUCCACCGUCAGCCCAACUGCGUACGCUCAGAGGUUCUCCCAGUGGGUGCAGAACCACACCAAGUAGCCAAGAGGAGAACGUAAACCGGAAGAGCAUGGGAAAGGGUGUGUGUGAUGUGUGAGAGCAGUUGAUAGAAAGAUAGAAGCAAAUAGGCAGGUGGGUAAAUAGAGGGUUAUGGCAGAUAGGUGGUAAUUAGAUAGAAAAAUGAAAACAAUACUGCAAUUCAAAGAAUACUGUAUAGUUUACAAAGAUCAAUAUGCAGUUUCAUUGUUACAACUUACAUAUGAUGAAAAAAUAUAGUAAGAUAUGGGGCCUCUCUCAUUCGUCUUUUGAUCUAUCCUCCCUUCCUUCCUCGGUCCUCGUUCCCACUGAUCUACAUAAAGAAUGAAGGGGCGGCAACAAUGGGAUAGUCUAUCCAGUGUUCUUUAUAGAUCAGUGGGAAGCGAGCCUGGAGGGCCGAGCAUCGAGGAGAGAGGUUGAGAAUGGGCCAUGGUCUUGUAGGCACAGCAACAGAUAUACUGUAAGUUGCCAAGCUUUCAUCAACUCUUCUCAGGUUUGAAUGCUUCCUUGAGUAACAGAGUGACCAUAAUCUGUAAUGGAAUACAUAGGCUAAGCUCACCAUGUAUGUUUACAAAUAUGUUUAAUGAGGCUAUUGUGUGUGAAGAAAACAGAUAUGGAAACCAAUGAAUAUUUUAUUUUCCUAUAGUGUUGUUUUCCAUAAAUACAGUUAUUAUUUUUUAUUGUUUUAAAAAUGUUUCAUGCACAGUAUACAAUAUGUAUUGUUAAAUUAGUUCAUUGUACACUGCAAUUUGCUUUAAUCUAGUAAAUUAUAAUGCAAACAUUU